AUGGCAUCGACAGACUCACACCGCCAGAACCUUAUGCCGUGGGAAUCGACACGUGCUAUCGUCGUCGCCACAAACCGUCAUCGCGCACCCGCGACCAUUGAGAUUCCCCCUCCCAUCACGCCUCACAGCCAACGCCAGCCCUCCUCAGCCCAUGACAACCCCCUCAUGCCCCUCCCUACAUCCCCCUCCAUCCCCGCCGUCUCCCACUCCGCUCAGCUGACAGACUCUGACUCUGAGUUUGACAACUCGAUAAACGCGUUCCUCGCCCGCACAGACAAGCUCACUCUACUCGUCAACUUGACGAAGGAGAUCGCGGCGCGCGACAAGCGUAUCGGCGAUAUACCGUCGGCUGAGACCGCCGUGCGGAUAUACGAUGCCAAUGACGACCUACGUGGAUUGAUAAAUGCUGCUUUGGAGACGGGGCGGUGGGCUGCCGUUCGAGACCGCCUUGCAGAGGUCCACCCACGCGCGGCCAGGCCCGUGUUACCCGCGACAGAAGAGAGCAAGUACGCAACGAUCGCGUCUUGGAGCUAUCCCUUCCGCGGACCUGCGCACAAGGCCCUCUGGGACCAUAUCGUUGAAUACGCAGGAAACGCGGGGUACUACGCGCCGUACUGCGCCGUGGUGCAGUCUUCGGGGACGGGAAAAUCGAGAUGUGUCGACGAGCUGGGUAAGGAGCGCUUAGUCGUACCUAUCAAUCUCAGUGAUCCGCGCGCGCGGGGGUACCCGCCGUCGGAUAGGAAUCUCCACGCGUACUUCACGCGAUCAGGAGUAGGACCGAGCCUCGAUAUCCGGAUGGACUGUUUCCUCUGUGCGCUGAUGGAGACGCUGGUCGAUACGCUCGAGUCUCUGUCUCUGUCUCUGUCCGGCGACGACGCGUCGGUCCCUGCGCUUUUUCGCGAACAUAUGAGUUCUGGUCAAGGAUUCGACGCGCACGGGCCCCAGCGCGUGGAGUUUUACGAUACGGUCGUGGAGAGAGCACAGGCUCUGGAGAACGGUCCCCGAGUACGGGAGAUCGUUCAGUCCGCGUCAAGUACGACAGCACGGAUGAAAUACGGGAAGGGCGCGCUUUCCACGCAUGAUAUGGUGCAGAGACUGGACGAGACGUGUCGGCGCCUGAAGAUGACCACGUCCGGCUCAGAACCGGUCGUAACACUCGCCAUCGACGAAGCGCACACGCUCAUGGCGCGCUCUGACUCCACAGACACGGACAGUGCCCUAACGCUAUCGGCGCCAUUCCAGUCCCUCUGUCGUGCGCUGCGCCCAAUUGGCGGUGACAAGGUGUUCGCGCUCUUUAUCUCGACGGAUCUCAAGAUCGCGGCGCUCACGGUGCCGCGGGUUAUGGAUAUGGGCGCGUUGUCGCGUCGCUUGGCUCAGGUUCCUACGUUCACGGCGUUUGGCUGGGAUCAGCUGGCCCGGCGGCUCGAGGUCGGACCUCUCGGGAUCCCUUUUGACGAGAUCGGCUUUGGGUAUCAGGUCAGGCUCGGUCGCCCGCUGUUCUCCACGCGCUACCACUACCUCGCGUCGCACGCCAGCACGCGCGACCGCGCGCAGGCAUCGACGCUCCAGUUCGCCGCGGAGAAGCUGCUCUGCGCGCCGUAUCCCCCAGCCGUCACCGGUGCGCUCGCGCGGGAGGAGGAGCUCGCGUGUCUGGCGCACCGAAUGCCGCUCGCGUUUCCGGGGGUGGUGCGUGCGGCGUCGGAGCAGAGGCAGGUGCUGAAGCAUAUGCGCGUCUGCGUUGAUGUCGGCGUGCACGACUUGAACCCGGGCUCGAACUCGGGCGAUCUCGUGUUGGACCUGGCCACGCUCAACGCUUCGGAGCCGCUGCUCUCGGCCGCGGCGAGCGAGAUCAUGCGCGAGCGGUCGUAUACGUUCUCCGCGCCGGACGUGCUGCUGCGGCUUUUGGCGAGUCGCGAGGUCGAUGUGGGCGCGUGCGGAGAGGGCGUGGUUGCGAUGCUGCUUAUGACGCUUGCGCGGGACGAGGUCGUUAAGAGGGGGCUGGAAUUGCAGGAUCAUCCUGGGUUCUUUCGUGUUGUUGACUUUAUGAAGUGUCUGUUCAAUGAUGCGGACGGUACGGGCGCGGGCUCGGGUGGGGGGUCGAUCUGGCGAGCGAAGCCGUCCGUGUUCAGCGAUCCGUCGACGAGGGACACGCCGUUCGAAGACGCGUUCGCGGGCGUGCACAUGCAUUUCAACCAUUUUAUCAAGCGGGGCGCACAGUUCACCAAACCCUCGCACGAGCCGAACACAGACACAGACUCCAAGGAUUCCGAUUCUGGAGACAAUGGCAGGCUCGGCCUAUCGCGCCUCUGCGGGUUCUUCGUCCGGAACGCGGCCGUCGCAUUUGCCAAUGCCAACUCACAGCGGCGCGGCACGGUCGACCUCGGCUUCGCGCUGUGCGACGGCCUGUUCGUGCAGCGCACCGCGAUGGGCGUGGUACUCGUACGCGUGCACGUCCAGACCGGCCCCGCGUACGGCGACACGGCCGAUCCGGAUCCGGAUCCGGAUCCGAGUCUGUUCGACGCGAUGGACCCGUUCGAGCUCGGUAUCUUCGGCCCCGAUUUGAGUGAGGCCCCGCGGGUUCCUGUGAUACGCAUCGUUAUGGUGCUUGGGAGCGAGAGUGCAGCGGGGGUGAGGAGCGUGGAGGGGAGGCGGGAGGGGAGGUUCACGGCGUAUGAUUUUUGGGCGGCGGGGGUCGGGGAGGAGGUGUAUGGGGUCGUAAGAGGGAGGGAGGAGGAGGUGUGGAGGGAUUUGGUGCGCGAGGCGAAGGAGGGGAGGUUGGGUGUGCAUGGACGGGGACGGGGAGGUGAGAGGGGGAGGGCGUUGCGGAUGGCUGUUACGCCUAUGGCUGGGGAUGAGGACGGGUUUUGGGAGUGGUUGGAGAGAACUGAUGAGCGUGGGGAUAUCGGCACACUCUGA
Molecule: messenger RNA, 2916 nt
Organism: Peniophora sp. CBMAI 1063
Lineage: Eukaryota; Fungi; Basidiomycota; Agaricomycetes; Russulales; Peniophoraceae
Source: the annotation of a GenBank genome assembly